Messenger RNA from Lagenorhynchus albirostris (white-beaked dolphin), 3897 nucleotides. RefSeq names its product exocyst complex component 1 (gene EXOC1). The record is from RefSeq and is a predicted model, not a curated record. Gene Ontology annotation, cellular component: plasma membrane; exocyst. The transcript is spliced from 18 exons. Gene Ontology annotation, molecular function: phosphatidylinositol-4,5-bisphosphate binding. Gene Ontology annotation, biological process: exocytosis; Golgi to plasma membrane transport. Bases 2 to 2884 code for a protein of 960 amino acids. NCBI's taxonomy places the organism in Eukaryota, Metazoa, Chordata, Mammalia, Artiodactyla, Delphinidae.
UAUGGGAGGUGGGGCCGAGCGGCCGCUUCCGGUUGGCCGCUCGACCGAGGAGCGCAUCUUCGUAGCCGUGGCCGCUCCAGGCCCGUCCCAUCUCUGUCGUGGAGGAUCCGCCUCGGCACAGGCGGGCUCGGUCCGGCCUUGCGGUAAGCCUUCGGCCGCGGCUGCCGGGCAGUCCUGGCGGCGGCGCACCGACGAGCGGACGGGUGGACGCCAGGGUCUGAGGAGGCUCCUCAGUUCCGCUGCUGGCCCAGCACCGGGGGGUCGGGUGCCGCUCCCUCCGCCGUCAGGGCCCUCUUCUCUUCCUGCCUGUCUGAUGACAACUGAACGCCCCGUGCAGGUGAAGGUGGUCAAAGUCAAGAAAUCUGAUAAAGGAGAUUUCUACAAAAGGCAGAUUGCUUGGGCCCUUCGAGACCUUGCUGUGGUAGAUGCCAAGGAUGCUAUUAAAGAAAAUCCUGAAUUUGAUUUACAUUUUGAAAAAAUAUAUAAAUGGGUUGCCAGCAGCACUGCUGAAAAGAAUGCAUUUAUUUCAUGCAUUUGGAAACUGAACCAGCGAUAUCUCCGGAAGAAAAUUGAUUUUGUCAAUGUUAGCUCACAGCUUUUGGAAGAAUCUGUUCCAAGUGGAGAAAAUCAGAGUGUGACAGGAGGCGAUGAAGAAGCAGUGGAUGAAUACCAAGAGUUAAAUGCAAGAGAAGAGCAGGAUAUUGAGAUAAUGAUGGAAGGCUGUGAGUAUGCAAUUUCAAAUGCCGAGGCCUUUGCAGAAAGGUUGUCCAGAGAGCUUCAGGUGCUAGAUGGGGCCAACAUCCAGUCAAUCAUGGCCUCCGAAAAGCAAGUAAACAUCCUAAUGAACUUGCUGGACGAGGCUCUAAAGGAGGUGGAUCAGAUUGAAUUGAAACUGAGCAGUUAUGAGGAAAUGCUCCAAAGUGUAAAAGAACAAAUGGAUCAGAUCUCUGAGAGCAACCACCUGAUUCAUCUUAGUAACACUAAUAAUGUAAAACUCCUAUCAGAGAUAGAGUUCCUUGUGAACCACAUGGACUUGGCCAAAGGUCAUAUAAAGGCCCUUCAGGAAGGAGAUCUUGCUUCCUCCAGGGGCAUCGAGGCCUGUACCAACGCCGCAGAUGCCCUUCUGCAGUGCAUGAAUGUGGCUCUUCGACCAGGCCAUGACAUGCUUCUGGCAGUCAAACAGCAACAGCAGCGUUUCAGUGAUUUGCGAGAGCAUUUUGCCCGGAGACUAGCCAGUCACCUCAACAAUGUUUUUGUUCAACAGUUUACUCAGGCCCUCCUUCAACUCUAUAACAGGUCCUACUUUCUUUCGGUGCCUGGCCAUGAUCAGAGUUCAACUCUUGCUCAGCACUCUGUUGAACUGACUUUACCUAAUCAUCAUCCAUUUCAUAGAGACUUGCUCCGAUAUGCCAAGCUGAUGGAGUGGCUAAAGAGUACCGAUUAUGGAAAAUAUGAGGGACUAACAAAGAAUUACAUGGAUUAUUUAUCACGACUCUAUGAGAGAGAAAUUAAAGAUUUCUUUGAAGUUGCAAAGAUCAAGAUGACUGGCACAACUAAAGAAAGCAAGAAGUUUGGUCUUCAUGGAAGUUCCGGGAAAUUAACUGGAUCUACUUCUAGUCUAAAUAAACUCAGUGUUCAGAGUUCAGGAAAUCGCAGAUCUCAGUCAUCUUCCUUGUUGGAUAUGGGAAACAUGUCAGCCUCUGAUCUCGAUGUUGCCGACAGAACCAAAUUUGAUAAGAUCUUUGAACAGGUACUAAGUGAACUGGAGCCCCUGUGUCUGGCAGAACAGGACUUCAUAAGUAAAUUUUUCAAACUACAGCAACAUCAAAGCAUGCCUGGAACUAUGACUGAAGCAGAGGAGCUAGAUGGAGGAACGUCGUCACGGCAACAUAAUGCUGGCACACCACUGCCUGUUUCAUCUGAGAAAGAUAUGAUUCGCCAAAUGAUGAUUAAAAUAUUUCGCUGCAUUGAGCCAGAACUGAACAACCUGAUUGCAUUAGGAGACAAAAUCGAUAGCUUUAACUCCCUUUACAUGCUAGUCAAAAUGAGUCAUCAUGUGUGGACUGCACAAAAUGUGGACCCUGCUUCUUUUCUAAGUACUACAUUGGGAAAUGUUUUGGUGACUGUCAAAAGGAACUUUGAUAAAUGUAUUAGUAACCAAAUAAGGCAAAUGGAGGAAGUAAAGAUCUCAAAGAAGAGUAAAGUAGGAAUUCUCCCAUUUGUUGCUGAAUUUGAAGAGUUUGCUGGACUUGCAGAAUCAAUCUUUAAAAAUGCUGAGCGUCGUGGAGAUCUAGAUAAAGCGUAUACUAAACUUAUCAGAGGAGUGUUUGUUAAUGUGGAGAAAGUAGCUAACGAAAGCCAGAAGACGCCCAGGGAUGUAGUCAUGAUGGAAAACUUCCACCAUAUUUUUGCAACACUUUCUCGUUUGAAAAUCUCAUGUCUAGAAGCUGAAAAAAAAGAAGCCAAACAAAAAUACACAGAUCACCUUCAGUCUUAUGUCAUUUACUCUUUAGGACAACCUCUUGAAAAACUAAAUCAUUUCUUUGAAGGCGUUGAAGCUCGGGUAGCACAGGGUAUAAGAGAAGAGGAAGUAAGCUAUCAACUUGCAUUUAACAAACAAGAACUCCGAAAAGUUAUUAAAGAGUAUCCUGGAAAGGAAGUAAAAAAAGGUCUAGAUAACCUCUACAAGAAGGUUGACAAACAUUUAUGUGAAGAGGAGAACUUACUUCAGGUGGUGUGGCACUCCAUGCAGGAUGAAUUUAUACGCCAGUACAAGCAUUUUGAAGGUUUGAUAGCUCGCUGUUAUCCUGGAUCUGGUGUUACAAUGGAAUUCACUAUUCAGGACAUUCUGGACUAUUGCUCCAGCAUUGCGCAGUCCCACUAAACCUUACAAAAGAAGAAAAGAUAAAUGAAAAAAGCACUCUGAGUACACCAGACACUAUUCAAAAACAUCAAGCAACCGUUUUGAGAACCAGACUUAAAAUUUUAUGUAUGAAUGUCAGAUAAAUGGGUAAUACCAUACCACAAAUAUUCAAAAGCGAAAGUACCAACCUAUGUGGCAGUUUCAUUUGCCCAAUAGGUUGUGUACUAAAAGUAUUUAUCUCGGGCUUCCCUGGUGGUGCAAUGGUUAAGAAUUCGCCUGCCAAUGCAGGAGACAUGGGUUCAAGCCCUGGUCCAGGAAGAUCCCACAUGCCGUGGAGCAACUAAGCACGUUUCCCACAACUACUGAAGUCCGCACACCCUAGAGCCCAUGCUCUGCAACAAGAGAAGCCACUUCAAUGAGAAGCCUGCGCACCACAACGAAGAGUAGCCCCUGCUCGCUGCAACUAGAGAAAGCCCACAUGCAGCAACGAAGACCCAACGCAGCCAAAAAUAAAUUAAUUAAUUAAAGCAUUUAUCUCAUCAUAAAUGCCUUUAUCAUUUUUCCAGACUGUCCAGGAAAUUUUCCUGUAUUGCCUCGCUUCUUAUAUUUAAGAGUGGUUAUCCUGGGCUUCCCUGGUGGCGCAGUGGUUGAGAGUCCGCCUGCUGAUGCAGGGGACGCGGGUUCGUGCCCUGGUCCUGGAAGAUCCCACAUGCCACAGAGCGGCUGGGCCCGUGAGCCAUGGCCGCUGAGCCUGCGCGUCCAGAGCCUGUGCUCUGCAACGGGAGAGGCCACAACAGUGAGAGGCCCGCGUACCGCAAAAAAAAAAAAAGAGUGGUUAUCCUAUGUGUAAUGCAUUGGGAGUUCUUCAGCUUUCACUAAUUCAGUAUUGUUUACAAAUGUUACUACUAAAAUUUUGUAUAGAACUUUUUCCCUCUAACUAAUGUAUAUAUGGAUAGGGAUCUUGUGAUGAUCAGUUGUAAACUUGGAAUUUGAGGAUUAUGUGACUCUGUGUAGCAGUGAAUCUAAAAUAAAGA